AUCUUCCAUUCGCGUGUUCGCGCGGCUUGUUGUUAUUGUGUUUGGGCUAAAGUUGGACGGACAAAUUAAAAGAAUUAUGUGGUGAUAACGAAUGCUAGUGAUUUCUGCGUGCUAUAGGGCCACUAUGUGCAAUCAAUAAAUUUAAUGUAGAUCAUAAUAUGUUAACAAGCAGCGUCAGUUGUAGCUGUUGACGAAUUUCCAAGUGCUGCGCAAGCUUCGUACCAACAAGGUCCAGCGCCAGGCCACAACAAAAGCUGAAGCAAUUAAAAAAAUCAAUCAGAAUUCUAAUUGAAAGCUGUGACAUGUCACCGCCAAAAAACUGUGCCGUGUGCGGCGACAAGGCCCUUGGCUACAACUUCAACGCCGUAACUUGCGAGAGCUGCAAGGCAUUCUUUCGCCGGAACGCUUUGGCCAAGAAAUCGUUCACCUGUCCAUUUAACCAGAAUUGUGACAUCACAGUGGUAACGAGGCGCUUCUGCCAAAAGUGCCGCCUGAAAAAAUGCCUGGACAUUGGCAUGAAGAGCGAGAACAUCAUGUCCGAGGAGGACAAGCUUAUCAAGCGGCGCAAGAUCGAGAACAAUCGCGCCAAACGCCGCCUGAUGGAGCAUGCCGGCGGGGACGGUGCCUCGGAUCCCGAUGAUAGCAAGGCUCAAGCUGACAGCAGCAGCAACCUGGAGUUGUACUCCGGAUCGCAGGACUCGCAGAGCUGCGGGUCGGCGGAGAGCGGCGCCAAUGGCUGCGUGGCUGGACGAUCGUCGAGCGAAAUAAACCCGCUUCUGAUGACGGCCGAUAAAAUCGUUGAACAGAUUGUCUCCGACCCGGAUCGUGCAUCGCAGGCCAUCAACAAAUUGAUGCGCACCCAGAAGGAGGCCAUCUCGGUAAUGGAGAAGGUCAUUGGCUCACAAAAGGAUGCCCUCCGACUGGUCUCCCAUUUAAUUGACUAUCCAGGCGAUGCGCUCAAGAUUAUAAGUAAAUUUAUGAACUCGCCGUUCAACGCUUUGACAGUAUUCACGAAAUUCAUGAGUUCCCCCACGGACGGGGUUGAGAUUAUCUCCAAGAUUGUUGACUCGCCAUCAGACGUAGUGGAGUUCAUGCAGAACCUGAUGCAUUCGCCGGAGGAUGCCAUCGACAUCAUGAAUAAGUUCAUGAACACCCCAGCGGAGGCUCUCCGAAUCGUCAAUCGGAUCUUGAGUGGCGGCACAAACAGUGCCCAACAAACAGACCGCAAGCCAUUGCUGGACAAGGCUAGCGGCGGACAGGAGUCAGAACGGAACGGAAAGCCAGCCAGUGAACGAUUGGAUACGGUUAUACAGUCCAUGCUGGGGAGCGGGAGCCCCUCGCCAAUCAACACCAGCGCCAGCUCGCCCCACGACGUUGCCGUCGACUUGCAGUACCAUUCGCCCAGUUCCAACCAAAUGGGAAGUGAGCAGCCCAGCACAUCGAGCAGCCAUCCAUUGCCCGACAUUGCCAAUUCGCCUGACUUUGACCUGAAGACCUUCAUGCAAACCAACUACAAUGACGAGCCCAGUCUGGACAGUGAUUUCAGCAUCAAUUCGAUUGAGUCUGUGCUGUCGGAGGUCAUUCGGAUCGAGUAUCAGGCAUUCAACAGCAUUCAGGCAGCGUCGCGGAUAAAGGAGGAGAUGUCCCACAUGGGUGGUCAGUCCUCCUACAGUGGCUGUAAUGCGAACACAAACCACAACCAGCAGCAGAAUCUGCCCCAGCAGCCAAUUUGCGCUCCCUCGAGCAUGCACAUGGACCGCGAACUGAACGAAGCUGAGCAAAUGAAGCUGCGCGAACUGCGCUUGGCCAGCGAAGCUCUCUACGAUCCCGUAGACGAGGAUCUAAGUGCCCUGAUGAUGGGCGACGAUCGCAUUAAGCCCGACGACACACGCCAUAAUCCGAAGCUGUUGCAACUGAUCAAUCUGACGGCCGUGGCCAUUAAGCGUCUAAUCAAGAUGGCCAAGAAGAUAAGUGCAUUCCGUGACAUGUGCCAGGAGGACCAGGUGGCCCUGCUCAAAGGCGGCUGCACCGAAAUGAUGAUAAUGCGUUCGGCGAUGAUCUAUGACGACGAUCGCAAUGCGUGGAAAGUGCCACACACCAAAGAAAAUAUGGGCAACAUUCGGACUGAACUACUGAAGUUUGCCGAAGGCAAUAUUUAUGAGGAGCAUCAGAAAUUUAUUACCACCUUUGACGAGAAAUGGCGCAUGGAUGAGAACAUAAUUUUGAUAAUGUGUGCCAUUGUCCUCUUCACUUCAGCUCGAUCCCGAGUGAUACACAAAGACGUGAUUAGAUUGGAACAGAAUUCCUACUACUAUCUUCUGCGAAGAUAUUUGGAGAGUGUUUACACUGGCUGUGAGGCGAAAAAUGCGUUUAUCAAGCUAAUCCAAAAGAUUUCAGAUGUGGAGCGUCUGAACAAAUUCAUUAUAAAUGUAUAUUUAAAUGUUAACCCAUCCCAGGUAGAACCUUUACUGCGUGAAAUAUUUGAUUUGAAAAAUCACUAAAACGAUUUGCAACGGGCAUCAAAUGCCUUUGUCCUGUUAUAAUGGAGAAUCAGCGAGCUGUAGUUGUUGUUGUUUUAAUCGUAAUGUGCGUCGCUCACUGAUUUUUGUUUUAUCUGUCGCUUAUAAUGUUAGAUUUUAGUCGAAUGUGAUUGUUAGAUUUGCAAAUACUAUAUAGAUUUUAUAUUUCUACAUCAAAGAGAGCAUAUUUAGGAUACAAGUGCAAAGCAACACAAUCUAAAUGUAAUGUACACCGUUUAAUUAGUUUCAAAUAAACUAAACUCAGAUGCAAA
Messenger RNA from Drosophila obscura, 2791 nucleotides. It is a transcript of the gene Hr96, whose product is annotated as nuclear hormone receptor HR96. Gene Ontology annotation, biological process: negative regulation of transcription by RNA polymerase II; positive regulation of transcription by RNA polymerase II; cell differentiation. NCBI's taxonomy places the organism in Eukaryota, Metazoa, Arthropoda, Insecta, Diptera, Drosophilidae. Bases 303 to 2501 code for a protein of 732 amino acids. The record is from RefSeq and is a predicted model, not a curated record. The transcript is spliced from 5 exons. Gene Ontology annotation, molecular function: RNA polymerase II cis-regulatory region sequence-specific DNA binding; nuclear receptor activity; zinc ion binding.